AUGGAUAUUCAACGUAUUCGCCGCACCGCCGCCACAGGCACCAACAGCCUCAUUGAACUCCCCGAGUACAUCAUCACCACCUUCUUUCCCAGCGCUCGACCAUUGCUCGACAAACAUCCUGCCCUCUUCCGCUUUGUAGGAAUCUUGCUGGCCUUAUAUUACUUCGGUCCUGUCACACGCCUGCAGACCCUCUGGCAGCGUUUCUCGUCUCUUCUGGUCUCCACCGUCACGGUCUCAUCAGACGAAGACCUUUUCAACUACCUGAGCACGUACAUCGCAGAGACGCGUACUCUGCGCGCCGAUCAAUUGCUCAAUGCCACCCUCAACACCCCUCACGACUUCAUGCCGGGACGCCGCCGCCGUGCACCCCAUGAGAUGGACGUCGAAGAGUCGGCUCGCCGCACCACCGACCCCAAGAUCAAGUACGAGCAGGGCCAGGGCGUGCAACUGUUCAUAUACCAACGCCGCCUGUUCUACGUGUCCCGCAAGUAUGGCGAGGGUCACACCUACGCGGGCAACCGGUACUCCCGCAUUGAAGUGCUCAGUGUGUCGUGCCUGGGACGCUCGACCACCCCAAUCAAGGAAUUCCUCGAGAACAUCUACCGCAUGAACAAGGAGAAAGAGCGGUCUCUCACCAUCAUUCGUCGUCCCUAUGACGGCGGCUAUGGUGGCCGCUCGACUUGGUCACGAUUGACCAGCAAACCCCGUCGUGCGCUGGACACGGUCAUCCUCGACGCAGGUCAAAAGGAACAGGUGCUUGCCGAUGUGGAAGAGUACAUGGACGAAACGACUAUGAACUUUUAUGCGAGCCAUGGUAUCCCCUAUCGCAGAGGCUACCUGUUCCAUGGACCGCCGGGUGUGGGAAAGACGUCCUUCGCUUUGGCCAUGGCGAGCAAGUUCAAUCUCGAUGUGUACAAUCUGACGUUGCUUGAUCACAAUCUCACAGAUUCGGAUCUGGUGUCGUUAUUGAAUCAGUUGCCUGGCCGGUCGUUGUUGCUGCUGGAGGACAUCGACACAGCAGGACUGAGCCGCAAAGGCAAAAAUACGACCUCUCGACGUCGGCGAGGCGCAAGGGCAAAGUUGCCAGAGGGUGCAGUGGCAAAAAAGAAGGAAAAUAGUAAUGACCUCGACCUUGACAGUGACGACGACGACGCAUCGGCCACCACGAGUCGUGUCACCUUGAGUGGGCUCUUGAAUGCGAUUGACGGAGUUGCUGCUCCAGAGGGACACAUACUCAUCAUGACGACCAAUAAACCUCAUGACUUGGACGAUGCUCUCGUUCGUGCAGGGAGAAUCAGCGUACGAGUGGGCUUCAAGAAUGCCUCGAAGAAGCAGGCCGAGGAGAUCUUCCUGCGGAUGUACGUCGACAUGCCGAGCGCGGGUCACAUUCAGACCCAGGAAGAAGGUGGUGAGAAGAAGGUGCAGCCGGGCGGCACACCCGCGGCGGCCGACACUGCACGCCUCUACGAGUUGGCGAGAAGGUUUGCGGACCUGAUCCCCGACCACGACUUCUCGCCGGCAGAUUUGCAGGAUUACCUGCUGGUCCACAAGAAGGACGCCGAGAAAGCCGUGGUGGAAUUGCCGGCGUGGAUGGAGGAGGUGUACGAGGAGAGGCGACGCAAGGAAGAGGAGAAGGAAGUCGACCGUGAAUUGAGAAAGGAGGCCAAACUCGAGGAGAGACGGAAGUUUAGGGAAGAGGUCAAGGCGGCGGUGAAAGAGACAAAGGAUGGCGUCGAGGGCGACGAUGAAGACACCAAGGUCGAGCAGCAUGCGAAGGAAAAGGAGUCUGUGGAUGCCAAACCCACCGAGAAAGGAGAAGGCUCGGUUGACGAGACACCAUCAUAGAGACAUUUUUGACCCUCACCAAGUAGGCGAACAUAAAGGACAAGUAGCUGCUGGGAAAAGGACGAUGGCUUUUGUUGGUUCUGGAAUAGAAAUAAUGAGAAUGUGUGGUUGAAUAGACACG
Molecule: messenger RNA, 1966 nt
Organism: Exophiala oligosperma
Lineage: Eukaryota; Fungi; Ascomycota; Eurotiomycetes; Chaetothyriales; Herpotrichiellaceae
Exons: 2
Coding region: 1-1845 (614 amino acids)
Biological process (GO): protein insertion into mitochondrial inner membrane from matrix; mitochondrial respiratory chain complex III assembly
Cellular component (GO): mitochondrial inner membrane
Molecular function (GO): ATP binding; ATP hydrolysis activity
Source: RefSeq, a predicted model, not a curated record